AUGGCUCAAGACAUAUCUAGUAGAUGUAGCUUCAAAGGUAAAGAAAUUCAAAAUCCUCGGCGAAAUGGUGAAGGCCAAACAGAAAGCAAUUGUUCCUCUGAAUCAUGGCUUAUCGACGUAAAAAAGGCUUUCAUUCCUCCACAUAAAAUGUGGCAAGUUUCUACAAAGGUUUGCAUUUAUAGGAUGCCGAAAUGCAUCAUGGAUUGGAAAGUGGAAGCCUAUGCUCCUUCUGUAAUAUCGUUUGGGCCAUACCAUCACAGGAAAAUCCCUCGACUAUUUCUUAUGGAUCAAUAUAAACUCGAAGCAGUUCAUAGAGUGUUGGCAAGAUUGGAUAUAAAUGUUACCGAAUUGGUUGGCGAGAUUCAAAAACUGGAAAGUGAAAUAAGAGAAUGUUAUGGAGAACCACUUGAGUGGGAUGGUGAAACAUUAUCUUGGAUGCUAACAAUGGAUGCUUGCUUUAUUCUUGAAUUCUUUAAAUCCUUAGCCAAACCAAGAUGUGACAGUGAUAUAAAUUGCUUUAGUCUUGUUUUUCAAAAUGACGAUACUUGUAACUCCAUGUUACUUGAUAUCUUAGAUGAUAUUUUAAAGAUGGAAAACCAAAUUCCACUAUACAUUCUCAUAACUCUUCUUCAAUUGGAGUAUGAGACCCGGGAAAAGACAAUUACAGAGUUAGUUGAACGGCUGAUUAUGUCCCCAUUAUUUGAUGGGUCUCCCUUUUUUUCCUCGUUUUCAAAUGAUCAGACUAAAUUAAAGUUGAAGGAACAUUUACAGAAGAAUCCCCCUCCAUUCUAUCUACUGGAUUUGUCUAGAAUGCUGAUUAUAGAUGUGUUGGCGCAUCCAAGUCCGGAAUCAGCUCCUGUUGUUGAAUAUCCUGAUGGUAACGACGAUAAUAAUAUCACCAAUGACCGUGAACGGUGUGGAUGGUGGAGGAAUGUGGGACUACCUGAUUGGAGGCAACGUCUUAGCUGUGUCGAUAUACUUAAUAACUGUUUUCAUGCUACCAACUCCACCCUUGGUCAGCAGUUAUCCGAUAGUACCACAUAUAUACCUUGUUUCCAAUUACAAGGCGCUGGUAUCAAAUUUCAACCCGGGAAAAUCAGAUUUGAAAAGAAAAGGUGUCGAAGCAGUACGCUUUUCCUCCCUGGAAUCAUAGUGGACCGCUGCACAGAAACAAGGUUGCGGAACUUGAUGGCUUAUGAAGAAUGUCAGAGGUGCUCGUGGUCUCCUCAAGAGACAGUAAUUUCACAAUAUGUAAUGAUGUUUUGGAAUUUAAUCGAUUCAGAAAAAGAUGUUUCUAUACUUAAAAAACUCGGACGUCAUUUGGAGCAUCACCGGCAGCGACGAAGAUACGGCUCGUAUGUUCAGCCGUAUGAUUGA
Molecule: messenger RNA, 1377 nt
Organism: Cryptomeria japonica (Japanese cedar)
Lineage: Eukaryota; Viridiplantae; Streptophyta; Pinopsida; Cupressales; Cupressaceae
Product: putative UPF0481 protein At3g02645
Exons: 1
Coding region: 1-1377 (458 amino acids)
Source: RefSeq, a predicted model, not a curated record